AGUACAAUGAGGAGAUCGACAAGGAAAUCUUCCAUGGGAUUAGGAUUAGGGGUAGAAGAACCCCUCAAUUCAAAUUCGAUUGGGAGUUUUAGCACAAGAUUUUCCUUGUCAUCAUUUGUUAAGCGGGUGGAGAAACUCACUGAUGAUCAAAGAAAUGCCGUAAAGAAAGUGGGUUUUGGCAAUCUGCUUCUCAUACCAAAUCAGAUGCUGAGCAAGAAUUUGCUAGUAGAAUUGAUGGAGAGAUGGCAUUCUGAGGAACAUGGUUUUAUGCUGCUUCCUGGCAUGGUCAAAAUUACACUGAUGGAUGUUGCUUUAAUUUUGGGAAUACGUGUCAUUGGUGAUCCUAUACUCCUUAGAGAGGAUGAAGCUUUUUCUGAUCUGGAAAGUGAUUAUGGAGCUGCUUUAUGGAAGAGAAAGAUCACAGUUGCAUCACUUGAAAGUAGACUUGAUUCACUUGGGGAAACAGUUAAUGAAGACUUUGUUCGGACGUUCAUACUCUUCAUGUUUGGCACUUUUCUUUUUCCAAAUGCAAAUGGAAAAGUGGAUUCUCGUUAUCUUUCUUUUCUUAAAAAUUUGGAUGAUAUUGGUCACUUUGCAUGGGGUGCAGCUGUUCUAGAGGACAUAUUCAUGUGGUUGAACAAAAGAAAGGAGUCAAAUGUGCAAUACGUCGGAGGUUGUCUUAUACUUCUUCAAAUAUGGUCUUAUGAGCACAUGGACCUCGCCCGACCAGACUUGAUAGAUAGCUACAUGACAUUUCCCCGUGCAUGCCGAUGGGAAAAUAGUCGGUCUCAUCAGAGACAAUGGUUCACUGCAAAAUUUAGGGAAUUGCAGGAUCAUCAGAUAACAUGGCAGCUACAACCAACUUCUGAGGAGUUAGAAUUUGAUAUUGUCAAUGAGUUAUUGGAGGUUGAGAGUUCCAGUAUAGACAACUCUUCAGAUAGCGGUUCAGUUAUUAGUGUUGUUGGACUUCAAAUAGAAUCAGAUGUGCAUCAUUCCACUAAAGUACAAGUACAACAGGGAAAAAAGGUCAAUUUGAUGAAGCAGUUAGAACUGUCACGGUUUUUUCCGGAGCUGCAAACAAUGGGCUUUCCAUCAGAGUCAUGUCCUGUGGCAUUACACAAGGAACGUGUGGAGCUAUCAUCACAGUGCCAGAACUCAGAGAAAUUGACUGGAGGCAAGGUUGUUGGACUUCACCUAGAAUCAGAUGUGACUAAUACCGGUAAGUUACUAGUACAAAAGGGACAAGAGGUCCAUUUGAAGCAGUCAACGGCAUUUCAACAGAAAGCAGAAGUGCAAAUAGAGGAAAUGGAAUUUCCAUCUACUUCAUGUGCUUCUGAAUCACAUAAGGAGGUUGUCGAGCUAUCAUCACAGUGCCAGAACUCAGAGAAAUCGACUGGUAGUGGCAAUGUCAUUGGACUUCACCUAGAAUCAGAUGUGACUACUACCAGUAAUGCACAAGUACAAGAGGGACAAGAGGUCCAUUUGAAGCAGUCAAUAUCAUCAAUACAAGGAGUGCAAACAGAGGUUGUGGCUUUUCCAUCACCAUCAUGCGUUUCCAAAUUGCACAAGGAGUGUGGAGAGCUAUCAUCACAGUGCCAGAACUCAGAGAAAUUUAUGAGUGGCAAUGAGGAUGAAUUGAUUAAGAGAAAUCGGAUAUUGGAAGUUCAAAAUAUGGAAUUGAGGAAAGAGAUCGAAGAUUUAAAAUUGGAAAACAGACAAUUAAAAAUGUAUUUCAGUUCCACAAAUGAUCUGGUGACUCGACUAGAAGGGCUUGUAAUGGAUGAGACAUACUCAUCAUAGUUAAGAUGAAAAUAUUUAUCAAAUGCUUUUCUUCUCUCAUUGUUUUCAUCUGCAUAUUUUAUUAGUUGGCAACUGCACGCUAAUGCCACCACUGCGUAUCUAUCAAAUCCUUGAUGAUGCAUGUGAUCAACAUUUGAUUGCACUGCAUGAAAUGUAA
Molecule: messenger RNA, 1957 nt
Organism: Theobroma umbraticum
Lineage: Eukaryota; Viridiplantae; Streptophyta; Magnoliopsida; Malvales; Malvaceae
Biological process (GO): meristem maintenance; meristem development
Source: RefSeq, a predicted model, not a curated record